This is a messenger RNA of Pan troglodytes (chimpanzee), 2455 nucleotides long. RefSeq names its product PRAME family member 8. Lineage: Eukaryota; Metazoa; Chordata; Mammalia; Primates; Hominidae. The transcript has 4 exons. The record is from RefSeq and is a predicted model, not a curated record. Gene Ontology annotation, cellular component: cytoplasm. Gene Ontology annotation, biological process: negative regulation of cell differentiation; negative regulation of apoptotic process; negative regulation of DNA-templated transcription.
CUCACUUUGUCAUUCUGUCCUGAUUUCCUGCAGUGAAGCCUUGACCUUAGUCUUGUGAUCAAUCACACCCUCCGUGGUUCCCUUUUCAACCUGAACCCACAUAUGACCUGCCCUGUUAUAAAACAUAAAACCCAGGUGACCAUUGGAUAAAGGAGCUUUUUAAUCCAUUUUCUUAGGGUGGACAUCACUGUCUUUUUAAAGCUGUUUUAACUGUCUUAACGAAACGUGUUGAUAAUUUCGAUGUGGCCACAGAUUUUUCCAUAAAGAUAUCAUCAGGUUUUGUUUUUUCUUUCUAAUGCCAGGAACAGAUUAAACCUUCCAUGUCACUAUGAAGGUCACAUAUUAGUCAAACUUCAUCAGUGUUUGGGGAAUAAAUGAAUUAAUGAGUUUUGGACUUUCACCCUGUUAUUUAUUCUUUCACUUUCAUAAAUGCACAUCUAAUUUAAUCAAUGAAUCAGAAGAAAGUGUAAAACUCAAUCAGGAUUAACUAGGUGGAACUUCGGAAUCUAAUCAGGUAUCACUUUCUGAUUGGAAGCUGGUGAUUGAGAAGGGGAGGGUGUGGUUAGAAACAUCAAUAAAAGCUCCUGAGUUUGCACAGGAGAGACCCAAAGCCCUGGUGCCUGGAACUACUGCUUGAUUCUCUGAGAGAUCCCAGCACCCUGCAAACUGAGUCCAGAUCUGAGUUUUCCCUUGCAGAUUCAUCAAGAUGAGCAUCAGGGCCCCACCCAGACUCCUGGAGCUGGCAAGGCAGAGGCUGCUGAGGGACCAGGCCUUGGCCAUCUCCACCGUGGAGGAGCUGCCCAGGGAGCUCUUCCCCACACUGUUCAUGGAAGCCUUCAGCAGGAGACGCUGUGAAACCCUGAAAACGAUGGUGCAGGCCUGGCCUUUCACCUGCCUCCCUCUAGGGUCCCUGAUGAAGUCGCCUCAUCUGGAGUCGUUAAAAUCUGUGCUGGAAGGGGUUGAUGUGCUGCUGACCCAAGAGGUUCGCCCCAGGCAGUCAAAACUUCAAGUGCUGGACUUGAGGAAUGUGGAUGAGAACUUCUGCGACAUAUUGUCUGGAGCUGCUGCAUCCUUCCCGGAGGCUCCGAGUCAGAAGCAAACAGCAGAUAACUGUCCAGGGACAGGCGGGCAGCAGCCAUUCAUGGUGUUCGUAGACCUUUGUCUCAAGAACAGGACACUGGAUGAAUGCCUCACCCACCUCUUAGAGUGGGGCAAGCAGAGAAAAGGCUUACUGCAUGUGUGUUGCAAGGAGCUGCAGGUUUUUGGAAUGCCCAUCCACAGUAUCAUAGAGGUCCUGAACAUGGUGGAGCUUGACUGUAUCUAGGAGGUGGAAGUGUGCUGCCCCUGGGAGCUGUCCAUUCUUGUCAAGUUUGCCCCUUACCUGGGCCAGAUGAGGAAUCUCCGCAAACUUGUUCUCUUCAACAUCCAUGCAUCUGCCUGCAUUCCCCCAGACAAUAAGGGGCAGUUCAUUGCCCGAUUCACCUCUCAGUUCCUCAAGCUGGACUAUUUCCAGAAUCUGUUUAUGCACUCUGUCUCUUUCCUCGAAGGCCACCUGGACCAGCUGCUCAGGUGUCUCCAGGCCCCCUUGGAGAUGGUCGUUAUGACCGACUGCCUGCUGUCAGAGUCGGACUUGAAGCAUCUCUCUUGGUGCCCGAGCAUCCGUCAAUUAAAGGAGCUGGACCUGAGGGGCGUCACACUGACCCAUUUCAGCCCUGAGCCCCUCGCAGGUCUGCUGGAGCAAGUUGUGGCCACCCUGCAGACCCUGGACUUAGAGGACUGUGGUAUCAUGGAUUCCCAACUCAGCGCCAUCCUGCCUGCCCUGAGCCGCUGCUCCCAGCUCAGCACCUUCAGCUUCUGUGGGAACCUCAUCUCCAUGGCUGCCCUUGAGAACCUGCUGCGCCACACCGUCGGGCUGAGCAAGCUAAGCCUGGAGCUGUAUCCUGCCCCUCUGGAGAGUUAUGACACCCAGGGUGCUCUCUGCUGGGGGAGAUUUGCUGAACUUGGGGCUGAGCUGAUGAAGACACUGAGGGACUUAAGGCAGCCCAAGAUCAUUGUGUUCUGCACCGUCCCCUGCCCUCGCUGUGGCAUCAGGGCCUCCUAUGACCUGGAGCCCAGUCACUGCCUCUGUUGAAUGCCUGCCAUCAGGGUGGAUAUAUUUCAAGCUUUCUUCUGGUCAUUUCGCAGCUGAAAUCUAGGCCAUGAGUGCAUGUUAAAGGGAACACAGACCCAUCGUUUCAAAUGCCUCCUAAGUGUGAAUGGGAAAGGAAUGAGGAUGCAGGAGGGGCAGGACUGGGGGAAAAGUUGACUUGGAGUGGAUGGGCUCUUUAGAGACCUGUGUCCCAGAGAAUCAGAAAUGGCAAUCUGAAUUGCUAGAGUGAGAAUCGGGGAGGAGAGACACAUGAGAGGGUUACCCCUGCACAGAUGGUUGUAAAGUAACAGUCAGAAAUAAAGGGAA